This is a messenger RNA of Pelagomonas calceolata, 1122 nucleotides long. The record is from the annotation of a GenBank genome assembly. Lineage: Eukaryota; Pelagophyceae; Pelagomonadales; Pelagomonadaceae.
AGCAUGAAUCCUUCGGCACCGGCGUCGCAAGCCGCGCGCGAAGCAUGCGGAAGAUGGUUCCUAGCGAACCGGAGCGUCGAAGCCGCUCCAAACGAUCCCGCGGCGCUCGUCGGCCGCGCGGCGAGCUUCCUGGCCAUGGAUCGACCCUGGGAGGCGACGAAUGACCUAGAUCGGGCUUUACGAAUGCAAACUCGCCUCGCGGGCGCGGACGUCGCGGCGGCCGGCGACGAGGCCACCGCAAAUCAACGAAGGCGGCGCCACGACGGCGAGGCGGCGCGCACGCGGCUGCUGCGGGGCCACGCCCACGCCGCCUGUCUGCGCUACGACCGGGCCGUCGCGGACUUCGCCGAGGCCGAGGCGAUUUUGAGUCGCCUCGGGGGUUCGACAGAUAGAUCACAACCGACGCCGGCGCACGCCCAGGCGGGGCUCGGCGUGGCCUACUGCAACAUGCGCGACUGGCAGCGGUGCGUCGACGCGGGCGAGCGGGCGGUGCGUGGUUUACCUCUAGACGACGUGGCGCGGCGGCACGUUGCGCGAGCGGUAGAAACGGCGCGGCAGCACCUGUCCUUGGCCGCGGGCGGCACCGUCGGCGGCUCUCGGCGGUCCGGUGGAUCCGCGGCGCCGCCGCAGCCACCACCACCGCCGCCGCGCGGCGACGCCGGCCACGACGGCGGCGCUGCGCCAUCGGCCCCACCACCAGCACCAGCGCCGGCACCGGCACCGGCGCCCGCGCCCGCGCCCGCGCCCGCGUCGGCUCCGUCGUCGGCGUCGCGCCGCGGCCGCAUGUCACCCGGCGGCGACUCGCCCGGGCGCCUCCCUGUCGAGGACGUCGCCGAGGCCGCGCUUUGGGCCGCUGGGGCCGAUUCCGACGGCGAUCUUGACGCGCCGCGACCCGCUGCGGCCGCGACGGGCGCUGCGCGUCCGGACGGGGCCGCCCCGGCCGACGAGGCGGGCCCGGCGCGGCCGGCGGCGACGUCCCCGCGGCCCUUGCUGGACUCGCCGUCGACCUCCGUGUCGGCGACGCUGUCCAAUUCGAGCUCGAUUGCGAGCGAGAAGAACGACGAGCCCAAGCCGGGUGUCGCCGCGGAGCUCGUCUCGAAGCUCGCCCCCGGGCCGGCGUGA